UCACGUGCACGCGGCGAAAUGGACCGCAAAAACGGCGAUCGACAAGGACGUGACCGUUCCCUCUUCUCUCAACUGCGCCAUAAAUAUGAGAAGAGACCUUGGAAGGAGACCCUGAAACUUGUCCGCAGGUGCAUGGACAAGCCAAUUUAUGCCCCAGAAUCCAACAAAGUGGCUUUGAAUUGUCUGGAAAGACUCAGCGGAGCCCUGAAAGUGUCUUCUGUGAGUGCUGUGGUGUCCAAGUUGGAGACAAUUGCCAGAGAGAGAGGCUUGGGGUCUCACCUGAGUCCUGCUGGGACAGAAUGCUUCCUGACCUCUGACAUGUUCUAUGUGGAAGUGCUGCUGUCUGAAGAAGGGGUUCAGGAUGUCAAGGUGGCCCAACAUAAAGAAACCCCUAUGUCUUGUGCUACACUGCUUAAUCUACUAAGGCUGAAUAAAUUCAAAGACUUCUCAAUGAAGUUGGAGCGCCUGCAUUCUCUCUACGAUAUCCCUGCGGACAACGAAACUAAAGUUAAAGUUUACACUGCACUUCAAUGCCUGGAGAAGGACCUUCUGAAGAUAUCCAACUUGCCCAGAUCACUUAGCGACCACAACCCUCAUGUGGACACCGUUCUCAAUGGAAGAACCGGGAAAAUCAUUGAGCGGAAAGAAGGAAAUCCGAUGAGCAUCGAAUACUAUUUGUGCCCAAAUGACCUGCUCAAGGAGAAAUCGCAUGCAGACCAGUGCACCCUUGGCCACGUAGCUUUGGUUACAGCCUGGACCAGCAGCUCUCCGCAGAGGCUCCCCAUGUCAUCCCUCAUCUCGCAGCCUCCCGAAAUUGACGCACACGGUCUACCUGUGUUUACCACCCUGGGCGAGGACAACAGUGCCAUCCUUCCAGCUUCCUUUGUCCUCAAACUGAGUCCCCCUUUGCCAGUGACGUCAUCUUUCGUCCGCAGGAUCGAACAUCUGACCGGAAUGGCGAUCUCUGAAAGUGGUCUGCAGUGGAAGCCCUUCCUCCAGCUGCUGCUGGGAACCUUUUUGCAGGAAAAUGACUGCAGGGAGUCCUGGGAAAUGGGAGUGGCCCACUUCGUGAUGCUACCGGAGAACCGGAUGCACAGUUACAUUGUGUCGGGACCCACGGAUGGCACGGCUGGCCUGGAGGGGACCCUUGUGCUCAACGUUGCCUUCACGCACCCAGCCCACGUCCCUAAAAUCUUGGAGCUUUUGCGGCACCAGUCUGCACUCAACGCCCUGCUGACCAGUUGCAUCCCCACCCAGAAACCCACUCAAGAAUAUGUGCUGGAUCUACACUGUGAGGUUAUUCUUCAGUCCGACAGCAACAUCAACAUUUCAUUUGUGACCGACAGUGAUUACUUAGCCUUGCUGGUAGUAAAUUUGGAAAGCUGUCGCAAGAUCAGCUGCAGAGUUUUCCCACCAAUGCUUGCAGAUCCUUCCGCUGAGGAGCACCUUUCCCAAGUUCUUACAAAAUGUAUGUCUCUUCCUGUGACAAUGAGAGCACUUUGCAGAAGACUAAGGAAGAAAUCCACCCUGACGGAUUCUCUAGAGGUCACCUCCACUAGACCAGGUGCCAGUGAAACUCCAGAAACUUCUCCUCCUGUGUCAUCUGAGGGCAACGGUUUGCUCCCUGUUCCAGAAGAGGCCGGGAAUAUUUCUGCUGAUGCUUCCUCUGCUGCGCUUCCCUAAAAUAAGGGGCCCGGGCUGCUUCUUUACAAUGUCUGCAACCUUACCCCUGGUUUAUGAAUGUACAAAUAUAAAACAUCUUUAC
Molecule: messenger RNA, 1765 nt
Organism: Scleropages formosus (Asian bonytongue)
Lineage: Eukaryota; Metazoa; Chordata; Actinopteri; Osteoglossiformes; Osteoglossidae
Gene: med1l
Product: mediator complex subunit 1-like
Exons: 17
Coding region: 19-1683 (554 amino acids)
Biological process (GO): regulation of transcription by RNA polymerase II; cellular response to thyroid hormone stimulus
Cellular component (GO): mediator complex
Molecular function (GO): nuclear vitamin D receptor binding; nuclear retinoic acid receptor binding; nuclear thyroid hormone receptor binding
Source: RefSeq, a predicted model, not a curated record